AAAGUAAACAAAAUGGAUCUUGUUAGAUUUCUUUUAUAUUAAAUAAUAUGAUUUUAUAAUUUAUUUUAUUUUUAAAAUGAUAUAAAUGAAGGAAAAUUAUAUUUUCUGAAAUAAAAUUAAAAUAUGGUAAGGAUAAUCUUGUAUCUCCAAAAGCCGCUACUACUGGUUAAUGUGACUUGAAUCGGACUAUCAGCUACUACGACUGGUAGUCGGGGUCUCGUUGUUAUUUGGGAAUGGAACAUGAGACGGACAGGAAUGGAAGAAGAAGAGCAAAGGUAAAAUAUAUACCGUGGAUGAUGGUGACAAGUUGGUGGAGGGGGUGAAUUGUUGGGCAUAGGAUUCCUUUACUGUGAUAUGAUGAUUUUGCUGGUUUCAUAUCUGAAAGCUACAACGCCUUCUGCUCUGCUGCAGUCUCUCUGCAACAGCAGCAUUUCUGCAUCCUCGUCCAUUUCCUACCCAACGGUCUCUGUCCAGUCGCUGGGUUUCUCCCUUCAGAUUUAUUUCCCCCCUCUUCUCAAACAAUGCAUGAAAAAUGUUAAAACCUAUAUGAUUAAUAAAAUAAAAUCAUAUCAUAAUUCGAGCCGUUGAACGAGGUGAGUUGUGGGCUCGUGGGCCGCGUGACAAUAAGAAAUGCUGGGCCCGCAGUAACCCAACAGUCUUUUUCCAAAAUUAAAACGUUUAAAAAAAACAAUCUCUCUGCGGCUGCAGUUUUCACUUUCUUCUACUUUUUCUACCGACCGAACGCCAGAGGAAAAGAAGAAGAACAGAGCAUCGCUUUACGACAAAAAGGAAAGGACUGCAAAAUGUAUUAAACAAAGAAAAACCAACACUUUACCGUUCACUCUCAGCUCAUUCUCUCAUCUCCACCGAAUAACAAAGAACCUCAAACAAAUGGCUGACGAACCUCCGCCCUCCGCCGCUCCUCCCCCGCCACCGCCUCAAUCCGCCGCAGAAGAGCUGCCGGUAGCACCGCCACCACCACCGGCUGCUGAGGUCUCCGCCGAGGAUUCAUCCGCCGCAGCGGAGGCAUCACCACCUGCUUCUGGGAAGGAGAAAUCGCUGGCGUCUAUGAUGGAAAAAGACGAGGCUGCUGGCGAGAAGAAAGCAGAAGAAGCGGCGCCGGUGAAAGCCCAAGUGGUAGCGAAAUCGGUGGUGAUCAAAGAGGAGUUCACCGGCGAGGCAGGGGCGGAGAAGAAGGAGAAGUUGAAGGUUCCGGAGUCUCUGGUCUCGUUCAAGGAAGAGAGCAAUCGAGUCUCUGAUCUGUCUGAUUCGGAGAGGAAGGCUCUCGAUGAGUUCAAGCUGCUUGUCCAGGAAGCUCUCGACUCUCGCUCCUUCACCUCUCCUCCGCCUCCACCGCCGCCAAAGGAGGAGAUUCAGACUUCCUCCUCCGCCGCUACCACCGCCGCCGCAGCAGCAGCUACGGAAGCUCAGAAAACUGAAGAUCAAAGCUCCGAUGUCAGCACAGAGAUUACUCCUCCGGUGGCUGAAAAGCUAGAAGAAGAAUCUACUGAGCCUGCCGCCGAGCCCGCCGCUCCGGUGGAAGCUGCUGCUGCUGCUUCUUCUUCGUCGUCGUCAGAGGUGUCAAUUUGGGGGAUUCCGCUGCUCGAAGACGACAGAAGCGACGUCGUUCUGCUGAAGUUCCUGAGAGCUAGGGAUUUCAAAGUGAAGGAAGCGUACGCGAUGCUGAAGAACACGAUCCAGUGGAGGAAGGAAUUCAAAAUCGACGAGCUCGUGGAGGAAGAUCUCGGCGACGAUCUGGAGAAAGUCGUGUUUAUGCACGGCCACGACCGAGACUGCCACCCGGUGUGCUACAACGUGUUCGGCGAGUUCCAGAACAAGGAGCUGUAUCAGAAGACGUUCUCCGACGAGGAGAAGCGGACCAAGUUCUUGCGGUGGCGGAUUCAGUUCUUGGAGAGGAGCAUUAGGAACCUGGAUUUCAGGCCCGGCGGCGUCGCCACGAUCUUUCAGGUGAAUGAUCUGAAGAAUUCGCCUGGACCGGCGAAGAGGGAGCUCCGAUUGGCGACCAGGCAGGCCGUGCAGCUGUUGCAGGACAAUUACCCGGAAUUUGUAGCCAAACAGGUGUUCAUCAAUGUACCUUGGUGGUAUCUUGCAUUCUAUACAAUGAUGAGUCCCUUCAUGACCCAGAGGACUAAGAGCAAGUUCGUGUUCGCCAGCACGGCGAAAUCUCCCGAAACACUUUUCAAAUACAUAUCUCCUGAGCAAGUCCCAAUCCAGUAUGGUGGAUUGAGCGUGGAUGACUGCGAUUGCGAUCCAGAAUUCACUUUUGCUGAUCCUGUUACCGACAUGAUCGUGAAGCCGGGGACCAAGCAGACGGUGGAGAUCCUAAUUUAUGAGAAAUGCAUGUUCAUCUGGGAGAUACGAGUGGUCGGGUGGGAAGUGAGCUACAGCGCCGAAUUCGUCCCCGAUAUGAAAGAUGCAUACACGAUCAUAAUCCAGAAGCCGACGAAGAUGACACCAACUAGCGAGCCGGUGCUGUCGAACCAGUUCAAAGUGAGCGAACUGGGGAAGAUACUGCUGACGAUCGACAACCCAACUGCGAAGAAGAAGAGGCUUCUGUACAGGUUCAAGAUCAUUCCCUUGUCUGACUAGUGUUCAGAGAAUCAGUGACUGGUGUUGUAUUUACUUAAUUUUACAUGGAUGUUCCAAAAAUUUCAUGGUGUUAAAGGUGAGUGAGAGAUGGAUGGACGAACUCUUGAGGGCUCCUUUCUGGGUUUUGUUUUUGGCCUAUGUGGUUGUUGUUGCUUCUGUUUUAUUGGCAUGUUGUAAAUUGGGGGUAUGAGAAGUGGAUUUUCUGACACUUUAUUUCUUUAGAACAUUCUUCAUUCUUGUGCCGGUUGCAUCCACAUGUUUUCUAGUGCUGCACAUUUCAUUCUCACAUCGAUGAAGCCUCGACUUUGCAUAACCCACUUGCUUUCGCCUUUCGCCAUAUAGUAAGUACCACCAUGGACAAAUGACAUUUUCGUUCACGAGCCUAGUCUUCGUGCUAGAAAGGAUGUGGAGAUUUUAUGAAAGUCGCCUCUUCCCGAGUGAGUCACUCGCAAUUCAGAGGACUCAGUUCAUAUAGGAUCAACCAGACAACAAGGGGCCUGAUACAAAGAUCAUUCAAGAUGUUUAUAGCGUUUGCAAUGAGUAUAUGUUCUAUUAUCUGACGAAGUUCAGAAGUAUUAUAGUUUUUAUAGUCCAGCUUGAUUCUCAAUGUACAGUUUUGAGUUGCUUUAAAGCAUAAUUAUGAGUGAUCACCAUUAUGCAACUAUGAUACAUCGAUUCGAGCUAUUAGACAGUGAUUAAGAAGUCUUAGUCUCCCAUAUUUAAUAGAGAUGGUAACUAUUACAUGCAUCAUUAGCGAGCAAGGACAAUCUCUACUUCCUGAUUUCAUUUCGCUCAAGUCAUCGAUCUUAUAUUAUGGCAAUAAACUUUGUAUGAUUCA
This is a messenger RNA of Linum trigynum, 3448 nucleotides long. Lineage: Eukaryota; Viridiplantae; Streptophyta; Magnoliopsida; Malpighiales; Linaceae. The record is from the annotation of a GenBank genome assembly.